Molecule: messenger RNA, 1746 nt
Organism: Penicillium chermesinum
Lineage: Eukaryota; Fungi; Ascomycota; Eurotiomycetes; Eurotiales; Aspergillaceae
Product: FAD binding domain protein
Exons: 4
Coding region: 1-1746 (581 amino acids)
Source: RefSeq, a predicted model, not a curated record
AUGAACGCUGAUCCCGAGAUCCACGAUGUGAUUAUCGUAGGCGCUGGGCCUUGUGGACUAGGCGUAGCAGCCCGCCUCCACGAAGAAACUCCCUCAGCCGUGUUCACAGACGAAGAGCACCAGCGGUACCAUUGGAUCAAGAAACACACAGGAAAGAUGAACCUUGUCCAAGCAGGCAGUAAGAAGAAGGGCGUCCGAGCCCAGAAAUGGAAUCGCGGGCAGAAACCACCCCCAAGCGAGACCGAAACCAAGCACGAGAACCACAAAGAGCGUCGAGACUCAGCCGACUCCGCUUCUUCCGUCCCAUCUCUCUCUUCAGCCUCCUCUACGAGUUCGGCUGGGUCAAUUUCAACACUUGUCUUAGAUGGCUCGGGCGACCAGUGGAUGCAGCGGUGGAAUAAUGCGUUUCGCACGCUCGAGAUUAAGCAGCUGCGAAGCCCGAUGUUUUUCCAUGUCGACCCAGGUGACCGCGAUGGCAUGCUGGCGUAUGCGCAGGAGACGGGGCGGGAAGAUGACCUCUGGGAGAUCUCCGGGUGCGUGGGCAAGGAGAUGAGCAAGCACAAGAAGAAGAAGCGACGCCAGGGUGGAAAGAACCAAACAAUCGGCGGUGUUGAAAUCGACGAACGGGAUCGGAAAGACUAUUUCUCGCCGUCGACGGGCCUGUUUGCCGACUACUGCGCUUCUAUAACUCACCGAUAUGGGCUUGACGAGCCGGGGACCAUCUUGAAACACGAAGUCACCGAUAUCACUUACGACUACCUUCCGGAAGAUGGAGAUUCUCCGGUGUCAAACUCCAAGAUCUUUACAUUGACUACCUCUUCCGGUCAAAAAUUCUACAGUCGCGCAGCUGUGCUCGCUAUUGGAGCCGGCGGGGCCGGUAUUAACAAGAUCUUCCCGUGGAAGCCCUCAAGCAAGGAAGAAGGCGCCGAGGGGUGCUGUCAUAGCAUGGAAAUAAAGGAAUUCCCCAGUCCUAAUGUACGACAGAAGAUCUCCGCUCGGUGGCAGACGAAUGUGGUGAUCGUGGGAGGUGGGCUUUCGUCUGCACAGAUUUUAGAUAUGGCUGUGCGGAAAGGAGUAACCAAAGUCUGGUUAUUGAUGCGCUCAGGGUUUAAAGUCAAGCAAUUCGAUAUCAGCUUAGCGUGGAUGGGCAAAUACAAGAACUGGGAAAAAGCGGCCUUUUGGUCAGCAGACACCGACGAAGGUAUAUUUAGACACAAGCGAUAUCAUUACGAAGAACGGCGGCAGUAUCACCCCCGCUAUACAAAGAUUGUUAAGCAGCACGCUGCCCACGGGCGUGCUUCAAUCCACCCAAACACGGUCAUCAAAUCCCACGAGUACGAUGUGGAAAGCAAAACCUGGACCUUGACCACCGACCCACCUAUCCCCAACCUCCCCCCAAUCGACUAUAUUUACUUUGCUACCGGGGCCCGUGCCGACGUCCUCGAGAUGCCGCUUCUUGAUCACAUCAACGAGCAGUACCCAAUCGAAGUCAUCGAAGGUCUACCUUGCUUGACAGAAGAUCUCAUGUGGAGAGAUGACGUGCCAUUGUACAUGACCGGGCGAAUGGCGGGACUUCGUCUUGGGCCCGGAGCACCGAAUCUCGAAGGGGCCAGGCUUGGCGCCGAAAGAAUCUCCUGGAGCUUGGAAGAGACACUAGGGAAGAACCGGGAGGUUGGGGAGCAGUGCGAGGGGUUCUGUGGCCUUGGUAAUCGGUAUGCUUCGCUGCUCGAGGAGGCGGGCGAGUAG